Hylaeus volcanicus is the source of this 3794-nucleotide messenger RNA. RefSeq lists its product as uncharacterized. Gene Ontology annotation, cellular component: nucleus; cytosol. Bases 1636 to 3750 code for a protein of 704 amino acids. Gene Ontology annotation, molecular function: cysteine-type endopeptidase activity; cysteine-type deubiquitinase activity. The record is from RefSeq and is a predicted model, not a curated record. NCBI's taxonomy places the organism in Eukaryota, Metazoa, Arthropoda, Insecta, Hymenoptera, Colletidae. The transcript is spliced from 8 exons. Gene Ontology annotation, biological process: protein deubiquitination.
AAAAAAGUUUAACUCGUAAUUUGAUUCAUCAGCAAUUCAUUUAAUGGAUUCCCAUCACACUUUCUUUUUUCAGAUGGGUUUGGUUUUGUUAUAAAAAACAAUGAACCAGUAUGGAUCAGUUCUGUGUUCCCUUUACGUGUUUUAUAUGUUUUGAAGCGGCUUUUACUUCUUUAAAUAACCGCGUGUUAACUUCAAGAGUGUGCGGGCAUAAAGUAUGUUCAAAUUGUUUGAAACUACAAGAAAAAAGUAGGCCAAGUAGUUGUGAAUUCAAUACAAACGUUGCCCUUUUAAAAGAAAAUGACAAUGCUAUCAAAUGUCCAAUAUGUUGCUAUGAAACGAAAUUCACGGAUUGGAUUGAUAGAGAAACGACAGAUACACAAUUCGAGCAAUAUAAAGCUGUAUCACAACGCGUUUCGGCUGUUUACAAUUUAACACGUCAUUAUUUUAACAACACUCCUGCAUAUAACGAUUAUUUAGAGAAAAGGGAAGAAAUUAUAUGUGAACUUUUAAACAAUCCAAAUGAGAAGGAAAGAAAACGCAUUCAGACUGAGCUUAAUAAUUAUGAAGCAGAAAACCAAAAACAAAUUAUUGAAUGCCAGCAAGUUUUAAAAAAAAUGGAGUGUGAUUGGAUACGCGAUAUCGUUAAAAAAGAAGGCACCUUUUAUGAGAAAGUUAAACUCGAUUUUGAAAGCGGUUUUAAAACAAGAUCCGCCAAUCUUGUACAUUCCCUUCAACGUCGCUUUUCUGAUCUUUUUGUCACGGAAGAAUCUAGCAGUCAGUUAUCGUCUGGAAACGAACACCGUGGGAAAGAAAGUAAUGCUACAUCCAUUGUCCUAGGAAUAGGAAAUCAACCGAAACCAUUGAUACCAAAUUUAAAUUAUGCUAAAAUUCCUAAAAGCAUUCCGACGGAUAUACCUGCUAUGAGACGAGCGUCAGGUAUGCUAAAAAAUUCAAUUAAUCUUCGUGUACUUCAGGAAACAUGGGGAGGUCUCUAUGUUAAGAACUCUGAAAACGUUACUACUAAGAGAUUACUAUUGUUGCAAGAAUAAAACAAUUACAUGAUAUAUUUUUUGUACAUGUGUUUAUUUACUCCAAGUACUACAAACAGAGAAUAUUUGAUAAAGAAAUAAAAUAUGAGAAAAAUAAAUAAGCUUUACUAAACCUUUUUUUCUUCUAAUUAUCGAAUGCAAUUUACGAAAAAGUUCUAAUUUAAUUUACAGUUACUCACGACAUGAAUCAUUUAUAAAAUUAAAUAUGCUCAUAACUUAUUUGCUUGGUUGGAAUUUUUUUUUUAAUUAGGCGUAUUCAACCAUGUAUAAUAGCUUUUAAUAAACGGUGAACGUUAGUUUUGUGCAUGAUUUAGUAAUAAUAAGAAAUAUUAAUAGAGUUAAGAUGAAUUCUUUUAGCAAAUUAUUAUAUUGUAUGCAAUUACGUUAUGCGUAGCCAUCCAUGACUUCUUGGCUGAGUUCAGCUUGUACAGUCGAUGGGACAGCUCUAAGACGGCAUCUUGCUUUUUUUCUUUAUCUGCUUGUUUCCACCGCAAUGAUACAUUUCAUGUCAAUGAACAUUACUGAACUUGGAUAGUAUCGUCAUAUAUUAAUGUAGAAAGGGAAUAUUGAUUUCAAGGGUUAUCAAAUGUGUAGUACAAAAGUUAGUAUACCAUUAACUUUUUUUGAAUUAGGUAGCUCUAAAACUGUUUUUUUUCAUAAAAAAGCCGAGAUUUCUUCAUGCGUAAAUCUUCAUACAUUUUCUCAAAAUGAAAAUGAAAAAAAUUUAUCUUCCGUAAAACAAUGUGAAAAGUCGAUAGUUAACGUUUUUGAUACAUUCCAACAUUAUGAGAAACCUAAAAAAUGGUUUUUUCCUCCAAAUAAUCUUGGUGAUUUUUCCUGGCAGGCAGUUUGUGGUAUUGGAAAGGGUUUACCUAACGUUGCGAAUAUUUGUUUUUUAAACGCGACAGUACAGGCCCUAAUCUACUGUCCUCCUUUUGGCCAAGAUUGCUUGAAUGGUAGACAUUCGCGAGGAUGUCCUUAUAAAGAGAGAAGAGAAUUGUGUGGCUUUUGCCUAUUUGAACAUCAUGUGUGCCAUAUAUUGAAGCCGGAUGCGUCUAGGAAUCAUGUGGCCAAAUGGAGUAAUACAUUUUUACAGUUAAUGAGAAAAGAAAUAAGAAUGAAUGGUGGUCAAGGGAACUGGUUUGGAGCUCAGAACUGUGCUCAUGAGUGGCUUACACAAUUUUUGGAUUUUUUAAUAAAAUACGAUUUACCAAUAGAAAAUCGAAUAGAUUUCAAUCUUGGAAAAAUUUCGACAGCAGAUAUUUCCACAAUUUAUGUUCACCAACUUUUUUCAUUUUUCACUGAAGAAUCUAAAAUAUGCUGUUCUUGUUCAACAAAAACAGCUCGCUAUGAGUUAAAUACUUGUUUUCGAGUUCCUUUAAAUGAUGAUCACUCUGUUGUAAAAGCUUUAAUGUCAGCCUUUGAGCCUGAAUUACUUUCGGGCUCAAACCAAGUAAUGUGCGAAACGUGUGGCAUUUUAAGGGAUAAGAAAUCUUGCCGUGCUAUACACUGUCCUCCAAAUGUACUUAUUCUGUUACUGCAAAGAACACGCUAUCAUGGAUUUGUUAAUCAAAAUCGCUAUCGUUCAAUUUCUAAAAACAACCUUCAUCUGGAUGUUCCAUUAACGAUUUCCUUAAAACGUUAUUUAAGUUCAGAAAAUAAAUCUAACAUUAAAAACUCAAAAUCAAGCAAUGAAUACCAUUUCAUAGCUUCAGUUAAUCAUAGUGGUUCUGCUGGUUUCGGCCACUAUUGGGCAGUUGUUAAAAGUCCAGAUGGUUUGUAUUACAAGUUAGAUGACGAGUGUCGAUCUCGGAUUCCCCAUUCUCUACUUGCAGAUCAUUUAUCUUCUGCUUAUUUAUUAUUUUAUCAAAGGGAUGCACCUGUUGUAGUAACCGAUUUUAAAAAGGAAACUGUUCCAUCUUCUAGUACUUGUUCUUUUGCGUUAGCGUUGUACGCUGACAGCAAAAAAGAUUAUUCUUCAGUGAGCUCGAACCAACAAGUACGACUUUCCAAAAUCCUUUCAAAUAAGACGCAAAACCAGAAAACAUUACACACUGAAAGUCUGACGUCGGGAAAAUUACGUUUAAAACAUUUUAAAAAAAGACGUUUACUACUGCUUAAACGAUUGUCUUACAGAAAACAAAAAUUUCUUUUGAACAAUUUUAAAAGAGCCAAAAUUUCUCAGCGAAGGUGUAUGAAGAUGAAGCCAAAUCCUAAUGAAUUACAUAGUAGCUACUCAGAAAAAGAAAAUGCUUGCAAUAAAAUCAAUUUUUCACCUAAUCUCAUUUAUGAGAAUGUGUCUAUUGAAUCCCGUGAAGAUUCCUCGGCAUCAUUGGAGGUUAUUAUACCACAACAUUCAACCGAGGAGUUACCUUGCCGCAAAACAGUUUGGAAACCUUUGAAGCCUUCUCAACGUUUAGAAAAAUCUAAGGAUAUUAAAACUCAGUAUGGCUGUAGUCAAAAUCCAGUAAAUCUUUGGGAGAAUGAGUUGAUGGAUAGUGAGCAAGUUCAAGCAAUAAUAUCAAAGCGAACAGAAAUAAUGAAAAGCCUUUUACCUAUAACUACUCGACGUAAUCGAGAAGAUUUUGCUUAUGACAUAGGACGGAAAAAAAAGAUAAAGAUAAAAAAAAAUAACGACCCCUUCGACUUUACCAUAGCUUUAUCGCACAAUAAGAUGAAAAAGCGGCAAACGUAUAAAUAGAAGAAAAAAAUUUGAAAAUUUACAUUCUACAACCAUUCGAAGCU